Messenger RNA from Linum trigynum, 3141 nucleotides. The record is from the annotation of a GenBank genome assembly. Lineage: Eukaryota; Viridiplantae; Streptophyta; Magnoliopsida; Malpighiales; Linaceae.
AAUCAUAAAUUUUCCAAUUAAAAAUUAAAGUAUCCAAUUCAAAUUUAAAAACUAAAUUACUCAAUUGGUAUGUUUUCCCCACCACUCAUUAAUUCCCAACCGUCCGUUUUUACACCCACUCGCACAAUCUGAAUCAAUACUCGUCCCAAGAAGGAAAUUUGUUUUUAUUCAUCCAAGAAGGAAACUCAAAGGACAGGGCUGAGCGAAGAAGGGCCCGAAACCCUAGCCUUUCCUUCUAAUAAAUAAUAUAUUCAAACUCCUAACCCUACAAAUUUCAUCCCUCACCGUAUCUCCAAAAUUCACCUAUCUCAAAACCCUUCCCACUCCCAAUUUCAAUUCGAAAAAAUGGCGAAGAAGCGCCCAGUGGAGGAGAACCCGCCGCCGCAGAAGUCAGAGGAGGAAGAAGAAGACGAGGAGGGAAGCGAAGAGGGAAACGAAGAGGAAAGCGAAUCCUCCGAUGACAACAACACGUCCUCUGCUGCUGCUGCUGCCAAUCAGGGUAAGCAUGCAUCGAACUCUUCCGACUCCGAGCCGGAAUCCAGUUCGGAUCGGUCUUCUCCUUCUGCUUCCGCCUUUCAGGUGAAGCCCGUCACGCCCACCAUGAUCAAGAAGCCCACCCUCGCGGCCUCAAUCGAUUCCGAAGCUGCGGCCGGCAAGAAGAAAUCUGCUGGCAUCAGUGGCGGGAAUGAAGAAGAAGAAGAAGAAGAAGAAGAAGAAGAAGAAGAAGAAGAAGAAAAAGAAGAAGAACAAGGGGAGGACAUGAGGAAAGGCACCCAGGGCCGUUGGAGCGAGAGCGACGAGAUUGCGCUCCUUAACGGAAUGAUCCGGUACAAAUCUGAAAGGGGUUCCGAUCCCUCUUCUGACAUGGACGCUUUUCUCGAUUACAUCCAGAAAUCGCUCCAGCACAAUGUCUCCAAGACCGCCCUGGUGACCAAAGUGAGGAGGUUGAAGGUCAAGUAUCUGAGCAAGGACGAUGGUGAUUCCCCUGUGUUCUCUAAGCCACAUGAACAGAAAUCUCUUAAGCUGGCUAGGAAGAUCUGGGGGCCUGAGAGUCAGAAGAGUAGUAAGAAGAGCAAGAUUGGUCCUCGUGUUGGGGUUACCCUAGCUUUGCCUAAGCAUCAACCUAGUGGCAGCCUUGCCCCCAGUGCCAAGAAGCCUAGGAGGGUCUCAAACAACAGCCGCCCGGAGAAUGGAGAAGCCAAAAGGGUUGCUGCCCAGGUUGAACAAGGAAAAGAAGUCAAGGAAGGAGAGAUGGAAGAGGAGGAGAAGAAGAAGUUGUGUGAGAAGUAUCCUUCUGUAAUAGCAUCCAUGACAGGGCAAUCAGUUGAGGAGAAAGUGAGAAAGGUUUUUAUGAAUGAGGUCGGAAAUAUUGAUGAGGCAAAACUGAAGGUUUGGGAGUCUGGGUGGAAUCAGCUGAAAAGGGCUCAGUUGCAGCUAUUCGUGCAGCAGAAGUCGUUGCAAGUUGAACAAGUGAGAGAGUUACUGGAUGUGUGCAGGUCUGGAUGAGAGGGUAUAUGUUUAUGUGCAGGUGUGGUGAAAGCAGGGAAGGGGUUGGGUUUUCUUUUGGGGAGCUAGGAAGCUGAAUUCUAUCAGGGCAGGGGGUUUUCUUUUGGGGAGCUAGGAAGUAGAAUUCUACCAGGUUUUCUUUUUUGCAGCAGCUUCCUUUGUUAUGCAUGCUAUGUGCUUUUGUCAGAAUUGGAGCAAGUUGGUUAAUGGUGAUACUAUUAGUAUAGGAGGAUUUUGUCAAUUGUGGUUGUCUUCAAUCCAAUUGUUCGGUUUGUGCUAGCAUGGAAUGCUUCUUGUGUGCUUUGUAAUUAAGUUUCGGUAUAGUUUUCGUUAGCCUUCACUUCACUUCACUUAUGGAGGAGAAAGUUUCAAGGUCUUUAGGCGAAGAGCAAGAAAGAAGAGAUCAAUUCACGAUACCAUGGAAGUGAAGGCUACUAUUGCCAUGAUCAAAACCACGUUGUAGGUUACAGUUGUGUGUGCACAAAGCAAAGAUAUAUAAAUUGUGACGAACCCCCUCUAAACUCUGUUAUGUACCCUUUCAUUGUUGUAGUAUAAAUUGAACAUCAACGAACCAAGUAGCCCAUUCAAAAGCAUCAAAUCCCAAGCUACUUGAAGAAGACCUUGAUCAUCACCAUGGCUAAUUCCUUCAAAUCCCAAGCUACUUGAUAAAACUGAUGCUCUAUGUUUAUCUCUCAGCUCUACCAAUCUAGCUUCAGGUAUAGCCAAAAAACCCAACGCAAGCAGUUCCAACAAGCUGGCUGCUGUCAAAUGUUGAUCCUGCUAGGGAGUGAAAUAAAGUAACUGCAUCCCCAGCAUCUUUUGUUGUAAGCAACGCCGGACCCUACGAAACAAUGGCAUAUACUUGCUUGCUUUCCAAAAACACGAGAAGAUAACUGUGAGGUCAAAAUCUAAAGAGUACCAUAUAGUCAUACAGUUUCAUUCAAAUAGAAGAACAUCCCAAAUUCUCAUAACUGAAGACAGUGGCAAAUUCGGAUGAGAAUUAGGGGCCAUACGCCAAAUUAGCAGAAGUUAAUGGCUAAUUCUUUAGCGCAUCUUAUUUUUCCAAAUGAAUUUUUAGUUAGUGAUUGAAACCAUGAACAUGAAAAUUACCACUUUCCCAAGGAAGCAUGAUUAUGAAAAUACAAAGGAACCAAGGUCCAGAAACCUGCAGUCCCAAGAACUAACCGAAUCUAGGAAAAAUGUCAUGCAUCAGCUCUUCAAAAACAAGCUGGUCCACCUGUUUGGCGUGCAAUGCUAUAUUAUUGCCAAAGAAACAGGAAAACAUACUAGAACAAAAAAAAAACAAAAAAGACUAAUUUCUGAAGAAACUAACCACCACACCUGUGAUUCAAUCAUUUCCUCAGUAUAGUAGCCAUCAAAAUAGUCAUCAAUAAUUCCCACUAAAGUCCUGAGCAAUAGAAACAAUUCAGCUAGCUGGCUGGCCACUAAAAGGAAAUAGUGAUCUAAACUCUUGUUUAUUUCAUGACUGAAAUAAAUGCAGACGCUUUUGAGAGAGCAGUGAACAAUGUAAUUCAAUUGCAGGUACAGCAUGGUCUUAUACUUAAGAUACUUGAAACAAAAUUUCCUGCACGCAUCUUUUGGAAUUGGGGCCAUUAAGAAAUUUUUUGACAGAGA